Messenger RNA from Lachancea sp. 'fantastica', 2853 nucleotides. The record is from the annotation of a GenBank genome assembly. Lineage: Eukaryota; Fungi; Ascomycota; Saccharomycetes; Saccharomycetales; Saccharomycetaceae.
AUGGAAGCAAUCAAUGCAACACCAGAUGCGGUUUUUAGCGACAGAGUGCGUCGAUUCCAGGAAUUUUUGGACACUUUUACGAGCUAUAAAGAUGCGAUAAGAUCGGUCCAAUUGUUCAACAUGCCAGACGCGAAGCCAGGGUAUGAGGAGGAUAAAAAAGCCCAAAUUGAAUACGCAAAGCUCCCACAGCGGGUAACCGUGUCGCUGGACGACUUACGGGAGUUUGACCGCUCGUUUUGGACCGGUGUACUCAACACUCCUGCACAAUUCGUCCCCGCUGCAGAGAGAGCUGUGACCGAAACAGCCAUGAUACUGGAAGAAAACCACACGAGUUCGGGAGCAGGUACAAAUGUGGCAUCGGCACAGCAGUGGAAGCUGUCUUUCCGUGGGUCUUUCGGUGCUCAUGCACUGUCACCAAGAACUCUGAACUCACACCAUCUGAACAAGCUUCUCUCGAUCGAGGGAAUUGUUACCAAAGUCUCGUUGGUCAGACCAAAGCUUUUGAGAUCGGUCCACUACGCUGAGAAAACUGGCCGUUUCCACUACAGGGACUACAGAGAUGCAACUACCAGUUUAACCACGCAAAUCCCCACACCAGCCAUAUACCCAACCGAAGAUCCUGAGGGAAAUAGGCUAACUACAGAAUACGGUUAUUCGACCUACAUCGAUCAUCAACGUGUCACGGUACAAGAAAUGCCGGAAAAGGCUCCUCCGGGACAAUUGCCUCGAUCCAUCGACGUGAUAAUGGACGAAGAUCUUGUCGACAAGACCAAACCGGGCGAUAGAGUGAAUAUAGUGGGUGUUUACAAGUCAUUAGGAGGCGGUGGGCUCAACUCAGGUUCUGAACAAGGUGCAACGCUAUCAGGAUUCAAGACGAUGAUUCUAGCUAAUACAGUAUAUCCGUUGCACGCGAGGUCGACCGGUGUAGCAGCCAAACAGUCUCUGACGGAUUCAGACAUUAGAAAUAUCAACAAAUUAUCAAGAAGGGAUGAUAUUUUCGACCUUUUGUCGCAAUCCUUGGCUCCUUCCAUCUACGGACAUGAUCACAUAAAGAAGGCAAUUUUGCUCAUGUUAUUGGGUGGUGUCGAAAAGAACCUUGAAAAUGGCUCGCAUCUGAGAGGUGAUAUCAAUGUCUUGAUGGUCGGUGAUCCCUCCACAGCAAAGUCUCAAUUGCUGAGGUUUGUUCUGAACACAGCUUCACUGGCCAUAGCAACCACCGGUAGAGGUUCAUCGGGGGUCGGUUUGACUGCGGCAGUUACGAUGGACCGCGAGACCGGAGAAAGAAGACUGGAGGCGGGUGCCAUGGUUUUAGCUGAUCGUGGUAUCGUUUGCAUUGACGAGUUUGACAAAAUGAGCGACGUGGAUCGAGUUGCGAUUCAUGAAGUUAUGGAACAACAAACUGUGACAAUUGCAAAGGCUGGUAUUCACACAACUCUGAACGCGCGUUGUAGUGUGAUUGCUGCCGCUAACCCCGUCUUUGGGCAGUACGAUUUGAACAAAGACCCUCAUUACAACAUUGCUCUUCCGGAUUCCUUGUUGUCGAGAUUCGAUUUACUGUUCGUGGUUACGGACGAUAUCAAUGAAAACACAGACAGGGCCAUCAGCGAACACGUUUUGAGAACACAUCGCUAUCUCCCCCCUGGCUACUUGGAAGGUGAACCGAUAAGGGAGGCCAUCAACUUAUCUCUGUCCGUGGGAGAGGAAGCUGCCGUGAAUGAAGAAGAGGAGGAUGACGAUGAUGAUGACGACGAAAACAAAGUCUUUGAAAAGUUCAAUCCAUUGUUACAUGCGGGUGCCAAGCUGGCAAGGAACCGAGGAAAUCGACAAGGAACGGAACUACCUCAGAUUGUUUCGAUUCCAUUUCUACGGAAAUAUGUCCAAUAUACCAAGGAAAGAGUUUCACCAACGCUGACUCACGAAGCAACCGCUUUGGUUGUGAAAACGUAUUCUGACCUAAGAAACGAUCAGAACACGAAGAAAUCCCCAAUCACCCCCAGAACUCUGGAAACACUCAUCAGAUUGGCUUCAGCUCAUGCUAAAGUUAGGCUUUCAAGAUCGGUAGAUCGCCAAGAUGCCCGGGUUGCUGCCCAGCUUCUGAAGUUUGCCCUUUUGGGUGAAGAAGAUUUCGGUCCUGAUCUAGAUGCGGGCGACGAUACUCAGAGGUCACCAACCAAGUCCCCGCGCAAGAAACAAAGGGUACGACACGGGGUUCCUGCCAUCACUCCACUUCAGUCUUCACCAACCAGGGCCCCAUUCCCAAGCACCAGUACGCCAACCAGAGGUGGAAAUGGCAGGCGCAGAAACAUUUUUUCAGAUAAUGAAACUGACGAGGAAAAUGCAGGCCUGGAUGUGGAGCAGGACGAGUUCAUGGAGGAAGAUGCCUCAGAUAUGACUGCUUUGCCAGAAGACCAAGAAAGUGACUUACAAAGAAGACUAGAAAGUGGACUUCGCGUUUCUCCACGGAGACGGCAACAAGUGCAAAACCCACCAAGUGACGCUCCUGUCACAGAAGAUGGUCGCCACAUUCUUUCGGCGGCAGAAAACUUCCACAGUAGGCCUGUACUUACCGCAGAGCCUCCACAGCACGAUCAGGAGAUUGUUUCAGCCGAUACGAUGGAGCCAGGCUCAAUUUCCACCAGUAGACUGUCACUUUUCUCGAGCAUUAUGGCUCAACUGAUGCAAACCGAUCUUUUCGAAGACGAGUCGUAUCCCUUGGCUGCCUUGCUGGAUAAAGUUAAUGAAGAUCUGGCCGAAGAGGAUAAGUUCAACGCUCCCGAGUAUCUCGCCGGCCUCAAGAUUAUGAGCGACAGAAAUAAUUUGAUGGUGGCAGAAGAGAAAGUCUGGAGAGUGUAG